Neospora caninum is the source of this 729-nucleotide messenger RNA. RefSeq lists its product as hypothetical. Lineage: Eukaryota; Apicomplexa; Conoidasida; Eucoccidiorida; Sarcocystidae. Gene Ontology annotation, biological process: proteasome regulatory particle assembly. Gene Ontology annotation, molecular function: protein-macromolecule adaptor activity. The record is from RefSeq and is a predicted model, not a curated record. The coding region runs from base 1 to 729 and encodes 242 amino acids. The transcript is spliced from 3 exons.
AUGGUGGAAAUGUACCUCCCGCGAUGCCAGGGCAAGAUGGUGGCCCUCGGACUGCGUGGUAUCGACGAGCUGCCGGAAGAUGUACGGCUGUUAAAAGACGCGGAAAAGGAGCUGGAGAAUUCCAUUUUCCACCUUGAAAGGUCAACCACGGAGCUGAAAGAGGAAGACCCGAAUGACCCAGUGUACGCGGAAGCAAUCAAAGAGAACGAGGUCGCACUGGAGGUGAAGCAAACCCGCCUGCGACAUGUUCGAGAAAAGAUUUCUGUGUUGAUGUCCCACGGUCAAUCUGCUACGUGCUGCUGUGCAAAUUCUUGUCCAGCCGCUACCUCCCCUCCUGUGCCGCCGGCUUCCGCUCCUUCCUGUCCACCCUUCACCUCUGCGACGCUUCGUGACCAAACUCCGAGUGCCUUUGCCAGGUCGUGUGAACAACAGCCUUUUUUGGAGCACAGGAUACAUGAAGGAGCAGCGAGUGUGGCGGCCGAGCAAGCAUGCGUUCAGGGAGCAUCGCUUCUUGAGGAGUUCCGUUCUGUACGGGUGGGUGGUGAGGCCGUAGACAGGGGACAAGUGAGGAGCGUGAGUGAUCCUGUAAACGAUUAUGGUGACAGGAACCCGGACUCUCCGAGUGCAGUGACCGGGUUGCACGAAACCGGUCACCCAUCCUUGCAAGACGACGAGAGGCAAGGCCUGCGUUUGCCUACCGGUGAAACCGCCCAGGGCAUCUUCCUUUGA